This is a messenger RNA of Daucus carota subsp. sativus, 1341 nucleotides long. RefSeq lists its product as uncharacterized. Bases 127 to 1197 code for a protein of 356 amino acids. The record is from RefSeq and is a predicted model, not a curated record. The transcript has a single exon. Lineage: Eukaryota; Viridiplantae; Streptophyta; Magnoliopsida; Apiales; Apiaceae.
UUUCUUUCUUCCCAGCUGUUCUUUCAUUAUUACACGGACCUCACACAUUCUAUGCAUCUCUCUCCAUAAAACCCCUUCUUUCUCCACCUUUCCCCUCUCUCAAACCCACCCCGAAUUUAUAAAACCAUGCCACCACAACUCCACCCCACCGCCGCCACAAGCACGGCGAUCACCGUCCAUCGCGCGGCGGCGAAGCCACGGCAACCACCGCCGGAAAACACGACGAGUCCUAAACUCACCACAUCUCUUUACCAAACCGAAAUAGGCCUGUUUGCUCUUACAUGGUCCAAGAAUGUGAUGAGCCGCUCCCUCCACGUGCACUACACCUCCCACGACGUCGUUUCGGACCAGAGCUUUCCUUCUUUCACCCUCCACCUCAAACCUUUCCUUUUCUGGAAAAAACACGGAUCGAGAAAACUAGCCGUUUCCCCCAGCCCUCACGCGAAAAACCCUCGCAUUUUCUACGACUUCUCGAACGCCAAGUUCGGGUCAAGACCCGAACCCGAGUCCGGAUUCUACAUCGCCGUCGUCUUAGACGGAGAUAUGAUCCUCCUCAUCGGAGACUCCCCGAAACAAGCCUACUCGAGAACCAAAUCAUCGUCAUCAUCAUCAACAUCAAACCCUAACCCUAACCCUAAUCAAUCGAUGAUUCUGAAGAGAGAGCACGUGCGUGGCGCACACAGAGUAUACGCAACCAAAGCCACAUUCGGCGACAAAACACGCAACAUUCUCGUCGAUUGCAGACUGGUCAAUAACAAAAGCAGCCUCAUUCUCACCAUAGACAACAAACGCGUGCUCCGAAUUAAACAUUUAGAAUGGAAGUUUCGCGGAAACGAGAGAAUCCAAGUCGACGGAAUUCAAAUACAAGUCUCGUGGGACGUUCACGACUGGCUAUUCGAUGAGAAAGACAAAGACGACGGCCACGCAUUAUUCAUGUUCAAAUUCGAGAAGCUCGGAUUUUCCGACGACGAUGAUGAUUCGAGUAGUUUAUGGUCGCAGCAACGGCAGUCGUGCGGGAUUGGAUAUGAAGCGAGGAAGUUGAAGAAGGGAGUGCUGACGAGCUCAACGAGUAGCUGUUCGUCUUCUUCGUUGUCGUCGGCUUCUUCGAAUUCUGUUAUGGAGUGGGAGAGUAUUGAAGAGAAUCAGCUUAAGCUUCCUUCUGGGUUUUCGCUAUUGCUCUAUGCUUGGAAGAAUUGAUGAGGAAGUGUAAUUCUUUGGUAAUUAUUUAUUUUUUUGUUGAAUUUUUUACAAGGAACGGAUUAGUAUUCCAUUACAGAUCAAUGUAUAAGCUACAGAUUGGGUUCAUUUGCUUACAAUUAAAUCAGCAGUUUUGUUGAAUAA